Peniophora sp. CBMAI 1063 is the source of this 702-nucleotide messenger RNA. The record is from the annotation of a GenBank genome assembly. NCBI's taxonomy places the organism in Eukaryota, Fungi, Basidiomycota, Agaricomycetes, Russulales, Peniophoraceae.
AUGGAAACGGUCGAAUGGCGCGGCUACGGCGUCGCACGUACACCCGUUCUCGAAGAGACGGAUCGGGUGGACACCAUCUACGAACGGACCCUGACACUCUCCGCAUGGCGUGACGAUAACGCGGAGUACUUACUCUCCGACUACGCAGGGUACAACAGACGAUCGGACCCCGACUUCAAGCUCGCUUUGGGAAUCGAAGCCGUAUACCCCAUACGCCUGGCGCCGGGGGACAUCUUCCCUUGGCCACAGCCAUUCACUUCGGCGCGGAACGUCUCCCUACAACCGAGCAGACGAUAUCCCUUUUCCGUAUCUGGGUGGAAUAAUGUCCUGCGAGGCUUUCCCUGCCUCGAAUGGCUACGUCUCGACAGGGAACUUGCGCCGCGCUUCUUGUUCUCCGUCUAUACAUCAUCUCCACCCACGCUACCGAGAUCACUCCAGUGCCUUGCACUGCUGGGCUUUCGGCGCGAUGUCGACGAAGAUGGGUUUACGGACGUGUCGUACGAUGAAAUGCUGGCCCAGACCUGGCGGGAGACGCGGAAGGAAGGGGGAUCUUUACAGGCGUACAUUAUGGGCGACGUUUCGGUUGAGGGUGACGGCUUUGAGGACUGCAUUGGGAGGGAGGGUGUCGUUGUUGAGGUAGUGCGUCGACCAUACUGUAUGCAAGAAGGUCAUGAAGACUGGGAUGAUCUUACGGAGUAUUGA